AUGGCUCCUCCUCCUCCUCCUCCUCAGGGAAGAAAAAAGUCACAAGGCAGGAGAAAGAUAGAGAUGAAGCUGAUCGCCGAUGACAACGCACGGACCGUGACCUUCUCCAAGCGGCGGGCUGGGCUGUUCAAGAAGGCAACCGAGCUUUCCAUCCUGUGUGGGGCCCACAUAGCCAUAAUCAUCUUCUCCCUCCGUGGGCGGGCCUACUCAUUCGGCCACCCAAAUGUCGAGUCUGUUGCGGGCCGCUUCUUCAAUAGGAACCCGCCUAUCCCGGACCCACACGCCGUCUGGGCCCACGCGGCCAUGCUGGCCCACCUCAAGGAUGAGUGCGAAAAGAAGGCCCAGGAGCUCGAGGCCCAGAAGAGGAGAGGAAAAGAACUGGAGGCGGCGCUGGAGAGCUCUGGUGGGGUUACAGAUGAGCAGCUGAGCAGGCUCGGCUGGGACCAACUCAGGGAUCUGAAACAGCGGUUAGAGAAGCUGAGGGAUGGAAUGCUAGAGAAUCCAGCCGAGGAGGAGGUGGGCCCCACGGAGCCCUUGGGUUUGGGCCCAAUUGUUGCUGCUGCUGAUGUGGCACAUGUCGAAAGGGGCUGGCGAGGUGUUUCUGGGAUCCCGGCCGACUGGUUGAAACUGUGA
Striga hermonthica is the source of this 633-nucleotide messenger RNA. Lineage: Eukaryota; Viridiplantae; Streptophyta; Magnoliopsida; Lamiales; Orobanchaceae. The record is from the annotation of a GenBank genome assembly.